Scophthalmus maximus (turbot) is the source of this 1785-nucleotide messenger RNA. RefSeq names its product odd-skipped related transcription factor 1 (gene osr1). Gene Ontology annotation, biological process: regulation of transcription by RNA polymerase II; embryo development; urogenital system development. Gene Ontology annotation, cellular component: nucleus. The coding region runs from base 371 to 1174 and encodes 267 amino acids. The transcript has 3 exons. The record is from RefSeq and is a predicted model, not a curated record. Lineage: Eukaryota; Metazoa; Chordata; Actinopteri; Pleuronectiformes; Scophthalmidae. Gene Ontology annotation, molecular function: RNA polymerase II transcription regulatory region sequence-specific DNA binding; DNA-binding transcription factor activity, RNA polymerase II-specific.
UCGGACUCUGCGCUGCAAUAAAGAGGCGGCGGCAGCUGAGAGCGCAUACCAUUGGAGCGGAGAGGCGUCCCGACUUCACAGCUGCUGCACCACCACACCGCCGUGCCUGCUCUGCUCUGCUCAGCCCGGCUCGGCUCGGCUCGGCUCAGCUCGGCUCAACCUCCCCCUCGGAGCUCACGUCGGAGGGAAGACGCAGCAGCGGGAGGAACAUGCCGCUGCUCCGACCGUCUCAUUAACUCAUCCUACGGCGGCAAAACAAGGCUGCUCAUCGGGCCUCCGCGCGCUGCACCUCCGGCAGGACCUCCGUGCGCCAGAGGGAGAAUUAAAUAUACAAUUGAUCGGAAGACCUGCUAGAUUCUGCGUAGCAGCCAUGGGCAGCAAGACUCUGCCAGCGCCUGUCCCCCUCCACCCGUCCCUCCAGCUGGCUAACUACUCCCUCCUCCAGAGCUCCACAGGCCUCCAGUUGCCAGCAGACCAUUUUCACAGCAUCUACAGCUUCAGCGCCCUACACGCCAUUCAUCUCCAUCAGUGGACCCUUGGCUAUCCGCCUCUGGCUCUGCCCCGCUGCACCAUUUCCAAGUUGCCUGCCCAGUUCUCCUCCAUGGCCUCCAUCCCCAUCUUCCCGCACCUGCUGCAGCCCAAGCAGGGCGCAGCGGGGCUGCUGCAGAGCUCCAAGAACAAGCCCCGCUUUGACUUUGCCAACCUGGCGGCAGCAGCCACCCAGGACGAUCAUCUGAAGGCAGAGGACCUGAGCAUGACGGGUGCCGCUGCCGCAGCGCAGGCGUCGCCUCACCACGCUGCCUCAGUUGGCCUGGGCUGCCUCCUGGAUGUGACCAAACUCUCCUCGCCAGAACGCAAGUCCAGCCGAGGCCGACUGCCCUCCAAGACCAAGAAAGAGUUUGUCUGCAAGUUCUGCGGCCGCCAUUUUACCAAAUCCUACAAUCUUUUGAUCCACGAGAGGACGCACACGGAUGAGAGGCCAUACACCUGUGAUAUCUGCCACAAGGCCUUCAGAAGACAGGACCACCUCCGGGACCACAGGUACAUUCAUUCCAAAGAAAAGCCCUUCAAAUGUCAGGAGUGCGGGAAGGGCUUCUGUCAGUCCAGGACUCUGGCAGUCCACAAAACAUUACACAUGCAGGUCAAGGAACUGAAGCCGGCCAAGAUCAAGUGAUCGACUCUCCCUGCAGGGGAAGGACGGGGACACUGGAAAAACCAUGACCAAAGACAACACCAGGCAAAGAAGAACCAAAGACUUUUUCUUUUUUCAUUUCAGCAGUAGAAAGAGAGAGCCCUCUGUUUCUAAUGUGAACACUCCUCAAGGACGAAAUAUAUUUUUUUUACCAGACAAUCCUUAAAGAAAUAAUACUGAAGUAAGCCUUAGUGGAUAAGUGUAUGCUUAGUUAUCAAAGCCUGUGGAUGUGUGGAAUGUGAAAUCGACCUGAAAAGAAGAAGAACAACAACAAGAGAACUAUGUGCCUGCUCAGUGCAAAUAAUUUGCUCAGCUUAUAAUCCAAAUACUUUAUAAAAGGGACACAACUUUUAUGUAUUUUUUUAUUAUUUUUUUACAAACUUCAAACUGAGAAUGAUCAAAGCCAUGUUAGUGUAGACACAUUUCCAUCCUUUUCAAUAUCACAUUCCAAUGAUAUUUUUGUACAGAUGCAUUAUAUCAAAAUUGUAUUUUUGCACUUUAACCUGAUUAUUGAUUAUUUACAUAUAUCACUGGAUUUCUUAAACUUAUUUUCAAAAUGAAUAAUCAUUUCUAAAUAAAAUAUUUUACUGUAA